CUCUCGCGCAGCGCUCACAACGGCCUCGGCCACCUGCACGUCGCGUCAUGCGCUGAAGUCGCGAGUCAUGAUUCCCCCGAGCAUGACGGACGCGAUGGCUGCUUGUGAAGGUCAAUGCAUAUAAAAGCCAGCGCGUCGAGUAGCUGAGCUAUUGUCCAUCUCUCUUACCUCGUACUCUGUUUCCGCCACCUUGUCGCCUCCUUACACAUGACCACUCCGUCCGACCCCAUCACGUUCUACGGCUUCACCGCCGUUCCCCGCGACCCGGAAGUCCUCUUCAAGGACCAUCCCACAGCUAGCGGCGCGAACCCUAAGCAGGAGCUCUUCACCGCCGCCGACUUUCCUGCGCCAGAAUCCCCCGUUGUAGACGCAGUGGAAGCGUUCGUCAAGAAAGAACUCGAUCAGAACACCUACAACCACAGCCGGCGCGUCUACAUUUACGGCUCCGCCCUCGUCCGCACCCACUUCCCCUCCUGGUCCUACGACCCCGCCACCUACUACAUCACCUGCCUCCUCCACGACAUCGGCACCGCCGAGCGCUUCCUCUCCACCACCAAGCUCUCCUUCGAGUUCGCCGGCGCCAUCGUCGCGCGCGACCACCUCCUCGCGCACGGCGCGCCCGCGGACCAGGCGGAUAGCGUUGCGGACGCGAUUAUACGACAUCAGGAUAUCUUCGUGAAGGGCGGGAACAUCACCACCAUCGGCCAGGUCCUCCAGCUCGCCACCAUCCUCGACAACGUCGGCCUCCGCGCCAACCUCAUCCACCCACAGCUCAUCGAGAGCACCACCACCGCCUUCCCGCGCAACGGCUGGUCAGAGCACUUCGCCCACACCAUCGAGACCGAGCUCGCCCUCAAGCCCUGGUGCCACACCUCCACCUUCGAGGUUCCCGGCUGGAAGCAAGGCGUCCCAAGCAACUUCGCCCGCGACGUACGCAGCAACGAAGCCAUGAAGCCGUACGACGCAUGAUACUAUGAUAGUCAUAAUGGUAUCCAUUGUAGCGACAGUCGGGUAUAGUGACAAUG
This is a messenger RNA of Schizophyllum commune H4-8, 1025 nucleotides long. RefSeq names its product cyanamide hydratase. The transcript is spliced from 5 exons. NCBI's taxonomy places the organism in Eukaryota, Fungi, Basidiomycota, Agaricomycetes, Agaricales, Schizophyllaceae. The coding region runs from base 208 to 969 and encodes 253 amino acids. The record is from RefSeq and is a predicted model, not a curated record.